Messenger RNA from Jatropha curcas, 1117 nucleotides. RefSeq lists its product as uncharacterized. Gene Ontology annotation, biological process: box C/D snoRNP assembly. NCBI's taxonomy places the organism in Eukaryota, Viridiplantae, Streptophyta, Magnoliopsida, Malpighiales, Euphorbiaceae. The record is from RefSeq and is a predicted model, not a curated record. Gene Ontology annotation, molecular function: box C/D methylation guide snoRNP complex binding.
AUAAAAUAUUAGCUACACACUGCCGUUUAAGGCAGAGAGUGGUACGAAGCCAAUUACCAAAAAUCCAAAACCCAGACACAGGACACACCUUCCGCCGCUGGCCGCUCUUUUCUCCUCGCUUCUGCCGCUUCCGUUUCACUAAAAUCUGGUGGUAAUUAAAUUCGCCAUAACUUCAAAAUCAGAAGUUCGAGAUGGGCAGUUCAAGCAGAGACCUUUUGCAUUUGGAGCAGAAGAAUCUCUCCACAACAUCUCCUCUUGAAUCCACACUUCUUGUUUGUAAAAAGGAUUCAGUUUCUAGUGCCAAGAAACCUCCACCUAAUGGAAAGCCCACGACUAUUCCAGUUCCCGAAAGCCAAGUUAUGGGAAAAGUGAAAGAUUUCCUAGGAGUCAUAUCUGAAGCCAAUAAACGGUUGCAGCAAGAUGCCAAGGAAAAUUCACAAAAUUAUGAUAUCGAAGUGCUUGAUGGAACUGAAUCUGAAGUCAUUGAAAUGGAUUUAAUGCUGGGUAUUGCUGAUCUUCAUACCCCUGAAGCAAUAGCUGCUGCUGAAUCUGCAAUAAGUGGUGGUCAAGCUUUGGACUCUGACAGCAGUGAAACAGGAUCAGACAAUACAAGUGAUGAAGAUGGAAAUGAUGAAACAAGCAGUGAUGAUGAUAUUGACGAAAAGACAUGCUCUUCCCCAAAACGUAAAACAUCCAAGUCUGGCGAAGAUCGUUCAGGCCAAACAGUUGGAAAUAAUGGGUCCAAAAAGCGGCCAAAAAUUGUAGAGAUGAGUUGAAGCUUAAUUUUAUCAGUGAAAAGCUUGGCUCCAACAAGUCUACUGAAUUUUAUCGGUGAAAAGCUUGGCACCAACAAUUCUAUGGUAAUUAGAUAAUUGUUAUUUAGGUGUUUUAUUCUUUUGUUUUCAACAUGUCCUGAGCUUCAGCUUGCCAUUCCUCCCUCCGGAUCUUUCUUUAACCUUCAAACUGAUAUUUUUUUACCCUGUGUUAAACAUGUGAUAGUUUGUUGAUGAGUGAUAUCUGAAGUUUAAGCAAAAAGCUGUUAUAGUAUCGCUAUUGUUGUCUAUUACAUGUACUUUUUUUUUUAUCAUUUUAAAUUGAUAAUUUUUGUUGGAGAGAA